GACCACAAAGUUGAAACCAAGAAAUAUUUAUAGUGUUCCUGAUGUUUCCAAACAUUUUCAACAAAACAGCGACUUAUAAGCGUUUUAACUCCAAAUGCAUUUUUGCAGAACAAUGUUAUACAAUACCCACGAGCUGCAACUGAAUGAAUUGCUGCUCUACCUGAAAGCUCUAUGGUGUGGAAGAGACAUCAUCCAUCUGAGUAAAUAGCAUAAAAACUACUACUUUACAGGCUAGGGUUUUAGAAAACUACCAGUUUUUAUUUUUUCUCAGAUAACUACCAAAUGGGUGGUCAGAUAACUACCAAAUGGGUGGUCGGCUGUUUUAAAAAACUCAAAUUGCCUAGUGCUUAUCUAUUGACCAUGAUUAUGACAGGUCGGACUCACAUCAUAGGUCAGUGGUCAGUUGUUUCUCUAACUUUCUCGGUUUGACAGUAAGUCAGUGCUUAAUUUCAGACAACCAUGCCUUCUGCAGAUCCUACAUACAUGAUACGCGCCAUCCCUAGCAAUGCAUCGGAUAAUGUUUACUGCACAUUGCUGGCUCACAGUGUGGUCCACGGAGCCAUGGCUGGAUACACCGGCUUCACUGUCGGCCAAGUAAACGGCCGGCACUGCUACAUUCCCUUCUACAGGAUCACAGAGAAGCAGAACAAGGUCUCGAUAACGGACAGGAUGUGGGCAAGGCUUCUCUCCUCCACCAACCAGCCGAGCUUCCUCAGCAAGCAAGACGUCGACGAUGCCAAGGUCGAAGAUGAGAGGACGGCCAAGCUCUUGGACGGCUCGCCUUCCAACCCCAAGGUCGAAGAUAAAGUCGCGUCUUCCAAUUCCAAUGGCGUGAAGUGAGGCCACCAUGCAGGUUGAUAGCUAUGUGCGCAUCGAUUAGU
This is a messenger RNA of Triticum aestivum (bread wheat), 881 nucleotides long. Its product is annotated as ATP-dependent 6-phosphofructokinase 7-like. The transcript is spliced from 2 exons. Gene Ontology annotation, molecular function: 6-phosphofructokinase activity. The coding region runs from base 460 to 840 and encodes 126 amino acids. Gene Ontology annotation, biological process: glycolytic process. The record is from RefSeq and is a predicted model, not a curated record. Lineage: Eukaryota; Viridiplantae; Streptophyta; Magnoliopsida; Poales; Poaceae.